Molecule: messenger RNA, 408 nt
Organism: Parnassius apollo (apollo)
Lineage: Eukaryota; Metazoa; Arthropoda; Insecta; Lepidoptera; Papilionidae
Source: the annotation of a GenBank genome assembly
AUGGGCAACUGUGAAGAGCGCGUGACAACUCGGUUCCAGUAUAAUUUCAUUGAACAAGCAGAAGAAAGAGCAAUUGUGAUUAUGCUGGAAAAAUUUUUAGAAGAUCAUAAUGAACUAAUUCGAUUCAUUAAAAGAGUUUCGCCACGACUGCAAAAUGACAACAAUCAAGUCGUCAUAAAAGCCGACAAAGUACCAUUGGGUGAACAUGCUGGCAGAUUCAACGCUCCAACUGUUGAUGAGGUCGCUAUUAUUAUGGUUGGUGAUCCAGUUGACAAUAGAGCUAUAACAAUUACACGGCGAGACAACACUGUCAGUACGAUUUCGGAUCUACACCGUUCAUAUGACGCACUACAAUAUCCAUUAAUAUUUUGGCAAGGACAGGAUGAAUAUCACCUUAAUAUCCAGUGA